GCGUCACUCGUCAGUCCGCCGCGAGCCGCUGCGUUGUUCGCGCGUGUGUAUGUCGCUGCGACCCAACGCCGCAUUUACAGAACUGUGUGAAAAAACGUGAUAACUUGUGCCGAAUUGUUAUAACAGUGACUUAAACCUGUGCUCUAACAGUGUCCAACAACCUGAAUAAUCUCCUACACACGUAUACGACCGUAAAAACGUAUGGGCUGCCCGAGAGAUUAGUGUUUAAACGGCAAUCUCGGUGGAACAAUGGCCCGCAGUGUGCAGUGCAGUGCGUAGUGCAGUGAUGUAGCAGCAUGCCGUCGGACGGAGCCACGUGGUCGCCGCCCGCGCCCAGCGAGCGCCGGCUCAGCAACUCUUCCGAUGGCAGCGCGGGCAGCGGCUACUCCAAAGCCACAACAGACAGUGCGGACUUCCUCGCCACCCGACCCCACACGGCGGCGGUCCUCCCGGGGAAGCCGGCAGCCAACCCGCUGCAGUUCGUGAAGGUGGGCCCGGCGGACCUGGGCCACCGCGCGCGCGAACAGCUGCGACGCGCCGAGCUCGCCAAGAAGACUGAGCCUGCGAGGAUAGAGCGCCAGGAGGACUGGCAGUCGAACUUGGACAACUGGAAGUCGUCGCGUCGGAAGCGUGUCGAGCAUAUCAUCGAGCGCUGCGUGGAGGUGCGCAAAUUCGAGAACGAGUCGCACGCGCCGCGCGCCAAGGCGAAGACAUUUAACGAAAUGCUAGAAGAACGCGCCGGCCGCAGAAGGCGGAACCCGCUAGCCUUGUACACAGAAGACGAUGCGCACGACCUGAGCGACCUGGGCAUCGGCACCUCUAGUACGAAGAGCAGCCUCAGCGAAGACUGCGACACACACAGCUUGGCUAGCGACGGUAUGGAGCAUGAUAAAAACCAUUCUGACGUGGACAAUGUAUCGAAUUGCGAAAACAAUCGCAAAUUGGGUUCCAGCGCCAACGAGUACGACACAUGCACGACCACUACUAUCAGCUCUCCUGAACCAGAGGAGUAUACCUACGAGGGCGCUAUCGAAGGAUACAAGUCGAGAAUCAUCUCACAAACGAACAGUAACAUGGUUAAAACAGUCGUUAACAAUAACCUUAAAGAAAAGUCUCCUGACAAAUCAAACGGUGAUAUUAACAGAAUCAGAACAUCAGUGAGUAAUAAGAUAGAAGAAAAGGUCUUCUCAUUCCAACAAGACAGAGUUAAUGACCUCAGAAACAACAACCAAAAGAAGGAUUUACCCAAAGUGGAUAUCCACAAACGUAGAGAGCAUUUCGAAAGAGAAAACUCACAGGAACUACAAGUAACUAAACCAAAACUACCUGAUAUAGCAAACAAGAAGUCGAUCAAAGAAAGAAUGUCUUCGUUGGAAAAGUUUAACGAAGAAACGUAUUUCCAAAAGUCGACGAGUGACUUGACAAAAAUGCCUGUAGAAGUCAAACCUCUAAAAGAGAGACUUUCGUCACUUAACAAUCUUAAAUCUACAACUUCUGAAGUUGAUAAAGUGAAACGGCUGUCGAAUGGAGAUCUUAGCAAAACUAAAUCGCUAAAAGAACGUUUGUCAAGUCUCAAGUCGCAAACAUCAGAAGAAGAAAUCAGAGUCACAAAAACAGAAGUUAAGGAAGUUUCCAUGAGUAUUAAAGAGCGGUUGUCCUGCCUUGAUGCCGCUAAAAAUAAAGAAAUACCAAAACUAUCCAUCGAAGAAGAAAUCAUGCAGAAUGAUAAAAUCAAAGAAGAAACUGAGUACAACGAAUUGAAAGAUAAGUUGUCUGAUAGUUCAUAUAAACUUGAGGAUCAAAUGCAGAGUUUUUGUCGCUCACUUGAUAGUUUAGAUAUAAAUGGUCAAUCUUCUCCCAAUUCCUUUGAAAGAAUUCGAAGUCUCGAAGACUUUGACUGUGGUGAAAUCCAAAAUAACACAGUUCCAAGUGACAUAGAGACGGAAGAUAGUGGUAUACACACGGCUAGAGAUUCUUGCGCGCCAGCAGAUGAUAUCGCAGAUUUAACUCAGGUAGCUUCUCCAAUCGGAGAACCUAUGGCCGAAGUAUCUGAAUACGAAUCUUCUAAUGAAGACGGCGCGACUCUAGUUCAAACUAAACUUGAUGGAAACGAUGAUGUGAGCGUAGACCGUACACAUCAAAUCAAAACGGAGUUAUUGAUUCAAGAAUAUGAAAAAGACAGUCAGGCUGAAGAUAGCGACAGUGCAAGCAACUACACUCAAGCAGUCUCUCAACCUGAAGAAUUGAGCGUAACUGAAGUUACUGAAAUCCAAAUGGACAAAGAAGAUGAGGAUACGUUAAAAAGCUUGGAUAAUCAAGAUUCUUCCAGUGUAAGUCUCAAUGAACCCUUGUCCGCCACGUCCGAAGGUGACACGGUUGUAUUCGAGGGGAAAAUGACUAUUCACUUAAACUUGAAUGAAAUUUGCAAAAAUCAAAGCACUGGUGCAAUGGAAAGUUCUAACGCUACUGAAAUAUGUACUAACGAUUCUACUAACAACAAAAGCAUGUCAAUGGUCAUAGACGCUUUAGAGCUAGCGUUCAAAGAAUUGGAUUCGGAAGAAAGUGUAAACGUUACAAUGGAUGAAAAUGAUUAUAAACCUUGCGAAGUUAACACGAAGCUUUCUAUAGACAAGGUUGAGAAACUAUUGGACUUCGACGUGGAUAAGAAAGUGUCAGUGACUCCUCUGUAUGAGAAUAUAGAUAUAUUCAAUCAGACUAGUAUUGUGGAUGCUGAAGCGUUUCCAUUGGAUCUUCCUACAAACGCUUUAGAGCCGCCGAAGGAGAAACCGCCUCCGCCACCCAUGGAGGAUGGUCCUGAAGAUGAACUACUUGGAAAUGGCAACUUCAAACAUAACAGGUCAGCACGCCGCAUUAAAAAAGAGAUCCGGAAUAAACGCACCAGCUUCCUCGGCAUCGAGGGUCAAGAUGACAGCUACCUGGACGUGGACUCCUUGGCUCCGAGACCUGACAUCACCUCCUUCUUACAAGAAGAGACCAAGAUAGAGAAGCUUCUGUACCAGAAGACGCUGGCGAAUGAUAUGGAUGCCAAGUUACGAGACAGUAGGGACUCUGGAGUGGAUGUGGAUAGAGGCGAUGGAUGGUACAAGAGACAGUCUUCUCCGGAGACUUCCAACCCUCACAGCAGACAGAAUAGUGAGCCCUAUACGCAGAUGACGGUCACAUCUGAUGAAGAAGAAUCCACUAAGAAGAAUGCUGAAGAAUCCUUCUCCAAAGAUCUCACCACUAAACUAACCGGCUUGACCGAAAACGGUGAAACACACGGCACCAAGAUAGAUCACUUGGAUAAGAAAAUACAACAACAACAGGCUCGCACUAACGAGGAUUGGCCUGACGGGCACUUUGACGAUGCUCACACCAAGGAAGUCCUGCGUUUCGAGCGGGAACUCCUACAAUUAGAACAAGAGGAAUUGAGAAGGCAAAGAGAAAACCUUUUGCGUGAUCAGAACAGAAUAAUCCAGAAAUCAGUCCAGGAUAUAUCCACAGCUGGAGCGCCUGAGAAACCGACGAUACCCAGAAACAAACCCACCAACCAAAACUACAGACACUCGAUGCCAAAUUUAUUAGUAAGCGAGAAUUAUAUACCGCCUCCAGUCAUUCCGAAGACAGCACCAAUGGAUGAAAACAUGAAAAGGAAGCCGUUCGUCUCUGAGGAACAUAUUCAGAGUCAUUUUGGCGUAGAGGAGAGCAGGAAGGUGUUGUUUGAUGAUAAAUACGCUGAAGUUAGAAGACCGGUGCCCAAUGUGAUGAGACCGCCUCAACCAGUACUGCCGCCUAAACCAAGGAGUCGGGAUUCCAUCGAAAGAGAGAUCACUAUGAGGAGCAGUCGAGUGCCGUCCGCAGUGGAGUACGUGAACGUGGAGCGGUCCGCGCAGCUGCGACCGAAGCCCGCAGCCAACGGGUAUCACCCAAUGACAAGGCACACCUUGCAGGCUCUGAGCGCGGCGCCGACGCCGAAGCUGAUCUCCAACUCGGAGUGGCAGCGCCAGCCGCCCGCGCGCCUCAAGCCCGCCAACUACAACCAGCACUGGCUCAUACAGGAAGCGGAACAACGUCGACUGCAGGAGCAACGCUCGCCAGCGCGCACGCCCGCGCGGUACGCGCCGCCGCUCAGCACAACACCUGAACGUCGUACAGUGAGGCCGGAGGUGACUGAACCGCGGGAAGACAAGAUGCUAAGCGUGAGCGGCCGCAGGAAAUGCUCGCACUGUGGGGAGGAACUAGGUCGCGGCGCGGCCAUGAUCAUCGAGUCGCUGUCGCUGUGCUACCACGUGUGGUGCUUCACGUGCGCCGUGUGCGGCUGCGCGCUGGGCGACGGGCGCGCCGGCGCCGACGUGCGCGUGCGCGCGCGCCGCCUGCACUGCCACCACUGCUACUCCUCCGACGACGGCUCCAAGUACAGCUGCGUGUGAGCGCGCCCUUACCACCAACUUGCUAGUGUGUACGCAUCUUAAGCGCCUAGCUACGUGCGCGUCCUUGCAGUCCAGCUGCGCGUCUGUCGUGCGUGCGUGCCCGUAUAAUGCUGCGUGUGGACGCGCCCUUACCAUGAAGCUGCAAGUGUGUGCGUACCCCGAAGCUUAGCUACGUGUUACUGUGUACCUGUGUACAUAUCCUUGCAGUUCAGUAGACCUAACAUGCGUCCAAUAUAGAUAUAUCCAAGACCAAUCGACCAAUAUAGUGUCCCCUCGCAACGAAAGAUAGCGCUAUUGGUCGAUUUGUCUUCACGAGAUAACGUCGUAGGCCACAUGUUAGGCCCACAACUGCACGUCUGAAGUGCCUCUACAGAAAAGUGUACCCUUAAUCUCUAGCUGUAGGUGGACCCUUACGGUAAAACUAUGUUUUAAUGCCCUUAAAAGGCAGCUACUUGUAUAACUUAAGUACUCUCUUGUGGAUUAAAAACCGGAGUUUAUUACCCAUAACAUGCAAAAAAGUGAUCUAACCCAAAUAUUAACUUUUCUAAUAAUUACUACAAAAUUAUAUUAUCAUAAUAUGUAGUCAUCAAUUCAUCAUUCACAACCAUAUCAUAAUCAACAUCAUAGAAAAAAAAUCUAUUAGGUUUCACUAUAAAUAUCCCCUUUCUCCUAGUUGCGCGCGCGCACUAUCGCGUGAUGACGUCACGCGCUCGGCUGCGCGCGCGCUCGCACGACACGUCUCUGGACUCAGCUCGCUCUGAGCCUGAUUGCACGCGCAUGUUUUACUUUACCCCCUACCCCUUAUCACCUUCACUACCCCUUAAUCCCUACCACCCUGACGAUACAAUUUAAUCUCUACGUGAUUUCCCUAAACUAAUAAAAAGUAUAUUGUAUCGUAAAAUCUUUUUGUAUUCCAUGCCUUCAGUCAAGGUCAAUUUAAUCUAAAUAAACCAAAAAAAAAUACAUUUUUCAUAAUUGUGUGAUGAACAAGUUUUCUUAGUUUUUUGUUACAAGUUAACAUUUCUGUAAGUACAUAUAUGAAAUUGAAAAAAUCGCGUUUUUGUUUUGUAAUUUGAUUUUGUUGUAAGAAAUACUUUUAUUUGAGAAAAUUCAAAUUUCUUUUUUUUUCAUCUGUCACAUUACCAUCAUCUUACACAUUUAUUGGGAACUUAUUAUUUUUUUAAAUUACAACUUGAACACAGUUCUUUAAGAAAAUUUUUCAAGGAUUAUUGUAAUGCCAAAGUGGCAAAAUUUUUGUUUGUAUUAAAGAAUACUUUUAAGUUACAGUAAACAAUAUCAAUAAGCAGUUACUAAUUUAAAAUAUAUACAAAGUAAUAUUCUUUAAAAUGUGGUAAAUAUUGAAAUCAUUACCUUAAAUAUAGUGAUGAUUUUGGUUUUGAUUUUAGAGAACUAUUUAAAAUAGUUACAAUAAAAUCAUAAUAAGAAAGGUUUAGGACGCAAAGACUUUAUUAAGAUAAGUUUAAUUUGGCUUAUGUCAUCAUAAUAAUUAUCUUUAUUGUCGAUUUUAAAAUCGAUUAUGGUCUGCGGUUGAUUAAAAAUCGAUUUUUAACUUUGAUUACAUUUAUGUAAGUGUUCAUACUUUUUAAUUGAUCCUCUAGGAUUUUCGAUUUAGUUAUUAUUUUCACAGAGAUAUACAUUAAAAGCAAUAAUAGAUAUAUUUUUUUUUUCUAAAUAUAAAUAAUAAUUGCCUUAAUUGAUAAAAUACACGUUUUCAUUUUCACUUAUUUUGUGCCAUGCCAUAACGUGUUGAACUAUUUUUAAUCGGAAACUUAACACUGAUUUAAUUACGUUUUUUUGUAUUAUUGUUAUUAUAUGUUAUAUAAAGUCGCGUUUAGACUAUAUAACAUUCCUGUUACGUAACCUUUUCUGUAAUAUAUUUGUAUAACCCACUUGUAUGUCUAUAUUAUCAUAUUGGAUACAUAGUAUAACUGUCAAGUUUUUUGUCACAAAUUUAAAAAAAUAUUUGUUUUGACGAAUAUUAUAGUAAAUAAUGUAUUUUUCAUGUUAUAUGUACGUAUAUUACGUGUUAUAUAAUGUUACAUAGUCUAGACCGACACUAGGGAAGUGUAUUUUAAAUAUGUUAAUGGGGAACUUGUAUAAUUUUGUAAAUAAUUUUUAAUUUAUGUCGUAGUGUGUGUUAAUUUAGCUUUAAUAGAGUAUUUUGUAGUCCUAAUGUGAACAUUUAAUCCAAAAAUGUUUAUUGUUUUGAUUAUUGUAUAUUAUUGUCGUUUUGUAUUGCAUAAUUCUAGCAGUGUUUUUGUAUAAUUUGUGAUUUAAAAUAAUUAUAAAAGCCAUUCUUGAAAUCUUUAUUUAUAUUGUUUUUCAUACACAGAUUAUACAAUUGUACUAAUAAGGGUAAGACUACACUGUCAAUAUUAUUUUUUCUUUAUUUAUAGUCGCAAAAAUAAUAACUUUGUAUUAAAAUCAUAACUUAAUUAUAACACUAACGGGUUCAUAUUAUCUAUUACAAUUAAACUCAUGACGCGACAUUUUUUUUUUUGCUAAACUUGAUACAAUUUGAUUUUUAGCGUAAAUAUAAAAUUAUUGUUUCCAUAAAAACGUUUGGUACAUUAUAAAAAUUUAAUUAUUUAUUAAAAUUAUAUGCCACUCUGAAGAUAUGCCAGAAGUGAUGACUUAUUUCCCAACUUUUUGGGAUAGUCAAUUUAAAAUAGAAACUUUUAAUUCUUCAGUAAUAAAUCUUCUUGAUUUUGGUCAUCGAUAAAGUCGCUAUAAUUUUCAAAAUGGCGCAAUUUAUAUUCUAUAGCGUCGUUAAUAUAGUUAAGUUGUAAUUGUGUGAACAUAAAUUGGUGUUAUAUAGACGUGUUAUAUUUAUUGAUAGUUUAGUGAUGCCCCAAAUAUUACGUUUGUAUUGUAAUUAUAAUAUCGAUCGACCCUGUACAUUGUGUAUGUGAAGAGCUACAACGUAUAUCAAUAAAAUAUUACGAACUUUAUAA
This is a messenger RNA of Bicyclus anynana (squinting bush brown), 7405 nucleotides long. It is a transcript of the gene smash, whose product is annotated as LIM domain only protein 7. Gene Ontology annotation, biological process: regulation of focal adhesion assembly; regulation of signaling; positive regulation of stress fiber assembly. The coding region runs from base 297 to 4430 and encodes 1377 amino acids. The record is from RefSeq and is a predicted model, not a curated record. Lineage: Eukaryota; Metazoa; Arthropoda; Insecta; Lepidoptera; Nymphalidae. Gene Ontology annotation, molecular function: myosin II head/neck binding. Gene Ontology annotation, cellular component: stress fiber. The transcript is spliced from 17 exons.